CUUAACAGAACGAACAGACCAUCAUCGUCUCAAUAACCCCCCAUAUACCCAGAUUUACACUCAAACCCCCAAAAUGAAGGUUGUUGGUGCUCCAUCCGAUCGACUGGACAACCGCCCUACACAACCUCCACAACCCAACAGGCCAGUCAUAGACCUCGCUCGGCCCGGAAUUUGCACUUGCUCGAACGUCAUGGACUGUCGCGCCUCCCUACGGCGUUUAUCCUCGUUUCACCUACCCUCGAUGCAGGGCUCUCAUCCUCGUCUCAGCCUGUCGCCACAGCCAGGGUUGGACUAAAUCCGUUCCAUGACCCUGGAAUCGGUCGGCGAUGGGUCCCCGGGAGCGUCGAGAGACGGUUUGUUUCAUGCUUUGUUGGUGGUGGAUGUCUGCAGCUCGUCUGGCCCUUGGUUUCUACAUAUAAACUGGCCGGGCACCGACCCUUCAUGGCCCUCUUCUUUUGUUUCUUGCUUCAAUCAGUCAACCCUUCAAUUUCCACCAGCCCGUUUCCUAUUCUUCGCUUUUUUUCCUAGUCCUCUCUCUCGUCUCGGGUUAUUUCAAUUCAUUUCCUAUCGACACUACGCUCUAUCCUCCUGGUGAGGUCCUUAAUACGUAAUCCGCUUUCGUUCAACCAUCUCCACUCUUCUCAUUCGACCACACGCACUCUCUCACAUCCGCACUUCUUAUUACACCUAUCCACACUUUCGUUCGACCAUCUUCCUGGGCGACCCAUCCGCACUUUCGUUCGACCAUCUCCAGGGCAAAUACCAUGCCCAAAACCAGCCGCGCUUCAGUCAGCCAAGGUCAAUACCGCUCGAUUCCCGUCGCUAUCGCAGACCAGACAGCCCAACAGCACUACUACCCCAUCACCACCACCGCAACCAUGCAGUCCAACCUCGGACCCCAGCGCAUGACCCACAUGCACCAACAAGCACCCUCAUACAUCUCCAACCCCCCGAUUCUGGCAUCAGCACCCCAAUACAUCCCACAGUCCGCCCCGAUCCCCAUCUCUACCCGCUCCUCCUCCGGCGCCUGGGCCCCAGAGGACGACAUCACGCUCAUGACGGCGCGCACGCAGGGCCAGAACUGGGGACAGAUCCAGGACGCCUACUUCCCCAACAAAACUGCCAACGCGUGCCGCAAGCGCCAUGAGCGGCUCAUGGACCGCCGUAACUCGGAGGACUGGGACACGCUCAAGUUCGAGGCGCUGGGGAAGGAGUACAUGGCCAUGCGCCGUGAGAUCUGGAGCCCGCUCGCCGAGCGCACCGGCGACAAGUGGGCCGUUGUCGAGGCUAAGGUUCUCGGAAGCGGUCUCAAGAACCUUCAAUCUGCAGCGCGCGCCUCUACCCGCCGUGCCCGGCUCUCAGCUUCGCACGACGGCCAGAACGCACCCCCAUCCUACACCGACGACAGCGCGAUCGAGAUCGAAGACCUGGACGGGCAAGACUUCAGCGUCAGCCCCGACACGGACUGCGGCUUCGACCCGACACGCCAGCAGCAGCAGAUGCAGAUGAUGGGUGCGCAGAUCCACCAACAGCAACAACAACAGAUGAUGCGCGAGCAGCAGCAGCAACAGCAACAGCAACAGCAACAUCGCCGGAAUAGACAGUACAUAGGGGGACAGGUCAUGCAUGGACGCGGACACAGCCAUCACAACAGCCUCGGGAGCGCGACAAGCGAGCGGAACAUGGGCAUCCCGAGCAUCAUUAAUAGAGGACCGGCCGGAGUUUAAAGAGGGGCAGGGGAGGCAUCAUCGUUAUAUCUUUUUUUGGCAUUUUUUUUUCCCUUUUGGUUCGACAUUUUCAUUUGUUCAUUUUUUUCCUUUGUCUAUUUUUCAUUUGUCCUUUGUACGAUUACGAAUUUGCUGAAUAGGCGUUCGGAGCAUUGUGUCUGUAUUGUACAGUCAGCGGGUUGUGAUGCUAUUCAUUCUGGCGCAGAGGCGGCGGCGGCGUAACGUGGCGAAAAAUUGGCAAUAUCCAUGAGAACGAGUGAGCGAGAGAGAAGAGGAAGGAAAGAAAGAAAGAAAGAAAGAAA
Pseudogymnoascus destructans is the source of this 2029-nucleotide messenger RNA. RefSeq lists its product as uncharacterized. The record is from RefSeq and is a predicted model, not a curated record. The transcript is spliced from 3 exons. Bases 765 to 1727 code for a protein of 320 amino acids. NCBI's taxonomy places the organism in Eukaryota, Fungi, Ascomycota, Leotiomycetes, Thelebolales, Thelebolaceae.